Porites evermanni is the source of this 42348-nucleotide messenger RNA. Lineage: Eukaryota; Metazoa; Cnidaria; Anthozoa; Scleractinia; Poritidae. The record is from the annotation of a GenBank genome assembly.
AUGACAUUCAGCAGCUCAUUCAGGACAAGCAGAGAGCUUCAAUUUUUUACUAUUAUUGCUAUCCUUGUUGUCCGUCCUUCACAAUCAUGGCUUGUUCACGAAGUAGAAAAAAACGCUGCUAACAGGCUAGCAACUUGCCUGUACAAGGUCUUCCAACAAAAUACAGGAUUUGAUAUGCUGCACAAGCUGUAUAAAAAUUUUUCUUGUGUUGCUCGAGAUACCGACGGCCAGCAAUUGCUUCGCAAUAUAACUAAACACGCCGAGGCCCGAAUUAACAGUAGUCGAAGGUUUUUGCAGGGCCUGAGAGAAAGGAUGCAGCUACCUUCAGCAGAUUCUCUUCAAGGAAAUGUUACAGGCUGUUGUAGAGAGAAUUCGAAUGUUUUGCGUAUCCAGUUCAAUGAACGAGUUCGCUCUUUCGUCGAUUUAACGAAAGGCUGUUUCAUCAGAGAUUCUUCAGGUACCAGUCAGGAUAAUGUGGAAUUCAGCAGUGAGUUAUUGAGUUUUUAUGAGGGACAUUUCAACGAGUCGGAGACAGUGGCAUGGCAGUAUUACGGUUCUAUAGACGGAGAGUAUUUGCAGUAUCCUGCCAAUACACGCUAUUGUGGGGGCAACAGUUUACAAUUCGACCCACGAUUUAAGUAAGUUCUUUAUAUUUUUGUGAGACCCUAAACUGUAGGUUGCGUUUCCUGAUCACAAAAGGCCCCUUCCAAGCGAAUCCGGGGCAUUCUGGGACAGUAUACUUAGUGAACUAGAAAAUCGUCCGGUUACAAUUGUUCACGCAAAUUCGCAAAUAUAAUCCGUCGAUUAAAAACAAAACAGUCUGGAGGUUUGGGUGAGCAAAUUAACUGGUUUGGUGUGACGGGAGGCCGAUUGGUUUAAAACAUGUAUAUAUGUGGUAUCAAGAUAUCCUGAUUCGAGUGGACGGGGAUUGAAAUAAUACUCAGUUUGCUGUUUUUUCACCCUAACCUAAUCAGAACAAAGCAACGUUAAAACUAUAAUUACUAGGGCCCCAUCAAUACGAAUCUGGACACGCUUAAAUCAAUUCGUAAAUAUCCGGUUUUCAUUUUCUAGACAGUUCGCAAGUCCGUCGGAUCCAAAAAAACCUAUGAAAAACGGACUCACUGGUUUCGAGUGGACAGAGGGCCGAUUCUUAUGAAAAAAAUGUGCGGUUUUAAAAAUAUCCAGAUUCAUGCGGACGGGGUAUAACUGAUUAACUCGACACAGUAAAAACUAUAAAGUCAUAUUUGGGGCUAAAAGCCAAUUCCUCGAGUUUCCGUUGGUUCAGUCGUAUUGUGCGUUGUUUUUUAAGUCGAAUAUGGGCUCAGAUCCUCCUAAAUGGCUGUAGCCAGCAUUUUUAAUCGAGUCUGUUUUGAUUAAUGAAACUUAGAUCAUGGUACGUGGAAACUGCUUCACCCGUUAGGAAGAAUUUAGUAAUAAUUAUUGAUCGCAGUGGUUCUAUGAGUGGGUUAAGGAUGAGGCUGGCUAAAGAAGCCGCAUUUACAGUACUGGACACAUUAUCACCAAAAGACAACGUAAGUAUUGUUCAUUUCCGAAAACAACAAGAGUUUAUCAGACUAGCUACUAGACUGAACAUUUACAUCUCUAAGGCCCCACUUCUUUAGACAAAAGUUGUCCCUGAGAGAAGGGUCACCCGCCUACCCAAGCUACCCUUUCGUAUAUUUCCUUACAAAAUGUGGCGAACUGUUUACAUGAGCAACAACAAAAAAUUGGCUCGCCUAGAAGGGUGACGGUCACCCUCCUACCUUUACCUACUUUCUUCAUACAUAAACACUUUGGCUCGCCCAGCUGGUUGCGAGCGCUGUGUUAGACAAUCAGAGCAUGUACGAGUGCUUUCUCAUAUAAACGCUCGCUAAAGUUGACUCGGCUAGGAGGUCGACCCAUCUACCCGGGACAGGUUUUCUCCAUAUAAACGAGACCUAAUAUAAGCAACGCAAGUAAAUGGAAAUUUGAUGGAAUCCUGAUCCAACUAUUUGGAAGCCCAGGACCCAAAUGCCCUGAGAUACAAGUGAAACUGCGUUUAAAGCCCCGUGGAAACGGACGCAACAUUGUUGGCCAACAUCUUCCAACCUUGUUGGAUGUUACAUGUUCCGUCCGUUUGCACACCCUGUUGCAUGUUGUUGGGAAAUGCUGCACAAAGUUUGAACCUGUCAGACUUUUGAGCCAACAACAUUUCUUUUGUUCCAUGAUCGCCGAAGCGUAGUGCAACAAUGUUGGAUCCGUUUGCACAGCUCAUCCUUAACAGCUCAUCCAAAAUUGUUGGUGCCACGCACGCGCAUUACACGUGGUCUCCAAAGUCUUAUGGGUUGUAUCUUUUCCAUAAUACACUGUAGUUCCCAGCAUUGGUGGAAGUUGUUGCAUCCGUUUGCGUCCGUUCGUAACUUAGUAACAGAAAAGCAGUUAAAAGUUCAGUUGAAGUAGAAUGGCUUGAAGUAGGAUGGCUUGGGUUUGCUCCGGUGUUAUUCUACUUUUCAAACUUAUUCCAGUACAUUCAUAGGCAUACAUUAUUCACUGAAAGAGGAGGAGCAGAAACAGGUUCUCUCUCGCCUGUUUGAAGGCUACUGGCAUCUCAAGAUAGUGAAAUACUUCACAAAAAUUGGAAAAGGGACUAGGCAGGUACUAAUAAUUAAUGCAAUAACGCCCAGUUUGUUUUGUCUUUAUAAAGGUUGGUCUUGUUGCCUUUUCCAGCUACACUGAAACCCCUUCUGGUUGUUUUGGCUCUAUAGUCGCAAAAGGAAUACCUGCUAAUUUGGAGAGACUGAGAGGGUGGCUUGAAAACAUCUACGCACUCGGUAGGACGUAUGCUUUGAUUCAUAUGCUCACCUUAAGUGGUGUUAGGCGAAGAUUCAGUGACGAUUUUUUUUACUUUUGUCAGUUAAACUUGAGGGAAUCCAAAUUUUAUACCUUUCACUUUCCAUCAGGAAACUAAUGACCCUAAAACACUUUUCAAGAAGAAUGUAGGAGCCUAGGGUCACGUCACCUAGAUCGCGCAAAGACAUCAGUCUUGCACGUACUGUAUUUUGUGGCAGUUCGUUCGAUUGUCAAAAGCGUCUUUCAUCUGCCUGUUUCUCUAGAAAUUGGUGGCAACGGUACGGAAACCAUGUCUGACAACUACGGAGAAAGAGCGACUGGUUGCUCUCAACAGAGGCCGGAAAAAUCUCUUCAUAAGUCCGGCGAGAAAAGCGCCACUGGUAGAAUUAAAACCAACAGGUCCACAUGAAGCCACGAAACCCGCUUCGUUCAACGAUCUGGUGAAGGCCAUAACUGAAGCCUUCAAACUGUCAGUGGCUAAACCGAGUACAAGUACAGCGAUCCAAUCGGCCGAGGCAUCUCUCUAAAUCAACCGAAACCAUAUUCGCUCGGUAAGAAAUUUCAUGUUAUGGUUAUUGGAAUUCGAGGAAUACUUAAAGCUUGCUGACAUUACGGAACAGAAGACGGAAGCGUUUAUGAUUACUUGAUUACUCUGUUGGAGCAGCCGGCCUACGGAGCCCUUCAACUUCUUCGAAUCUCAGAGAGCACCUCAUAUCAAGGGUCCUUAGAACGCAUCACGACACGGUUUGACUCAGGAAAAUCAACCCGCGCUUGUAAGAUGCUAAUUCGUGCUCGUCAACAAAAGCAAAGCGUAUGCUGAAGAGCUGUUGGGACUGGCAGAAAACGCCUACUCUGAUGCCGCCUAUCGAUUCAAAGAAGAACUCUCGAAAGACCGGUUCUUAAAGGAAGUUCCCGUUUGUUGUAGUGAUGGAUGCCGCUAACAGUUUUUCAUGAAGCAACCAGAUAGCCUCGCUGUCGCCGUUCGCCUGAUUCCACAGUUGGAAAGAGCUCGCACUGCUUCACGCAGUUCGACACUGUCUAAACCAGCACGGCCGCAGUUGAACUAAGCCGAGAGUGAUGAAGAUUUUUCUGAUGUUGCAGAGCUUAAGAACCUGAUUGUCUCUAUCAACUCAAGGCUUGAAAGGUUGGAACAACGAUACCCCACGCGGCCGCUAUUCCUCUCGGGAACUCGCCGGAGUUCAAUGUUAUUGUUGACAAAAUUAGGGGAAUUACGCCCGGGAUUGCCCUAAUGCUUCGGGAAAAGGACAUAGGGCACUGCCACGGGUCGAUCCUUCCCCUUAAAUCAUCCAAGGACCCAAAAUGUUUCAACGGGAGAAGCGUCCAGGAGAGAGAAUUUGUUUGUUUUGAGUGGACGUGGUGUUCAUAUUUCUGGACUGAUCAAUCAGGCUCGGAUUUCAGUUCUCCUAGAUACUGGCGCUACCUCUAACAUCCUCAAUGAAGAAACUUGGAAGAAAAGCGGAAAUAAUCGUUCAGCUAAGCUUCAUAAGAUGAAAGUGACUCCCGACUUGGCUAAUGGUGAAGUUUCAGCAAUUCAGGGAAGAUCAGUAAUAUCCUUACGCCUCGGAAAUUCUAAAUUUUAAGCUGAUGUUGAUUGUUCGUGACAUUCCUCACGCGUGCAUUCUUGGAUCAGAUUUCUUCGAACAAGAGACAUGUCGAAUUUUGAUACGGGAACCUCUGUGGCUAAGAGGGAAGAGCGGCCGAUCUUUUGUCAGAAGAAGGCACCGUGCGUUUACUGUAUCAUCCUUUCAGAACAAGUUGAGUUCCAACCAGGAACAGGGCUAGUUUUAUGCGGAAAGUUAGAACCUGGAUUGGUGGGACACCCGGAAUUUUGGAAGGGAUCGAGAAAGAAGCAAUGGAAAAGUUUGGUGCUAGAUUUUGUGUGGCACAAACAUUAAGUAUUCCAAAGGAGGGUAACAUGACUGUUCACCAAGGAAAUUUCUCAGAGAAAUCCAUUACCCUAAAGCCUUGGAAAGGGCAAUUUCUCGAUCCCAUUCAAGAAUCCUUGUGGAUUCAAGUGCUAGUGAGAACAAUACGUCUUUCAAGCCUAUUCAAAGUCAUCAAGGACCAAAGGCUUUCUUGGAUGAAUCAGUGUGGAAGAUAGGUAUCCGUGCUGACUACUCAGGCCUUUCGAUAGAGCAACAAACUUCAUUUGCUGAUUUACUAGAGGAAUACCAGGACUACCGGAGAUGGUGAGCUGGGGCGAACCGAUUUGAUGGAACACACAAUUGACACUGGCUCCGCCGCACCCAUUAAACAAGCACCCCGUCGUUUACCACCGUGAAGGAUGAAGUUGACCGACAACUCUCUCAGCUCAUGAAAAAAGGGAAAAGAACCACCCAAUAGCCCCUGGAGUAGUCCCACUGUUCUGGCCAUGAAGUAUGAUGCUUAGAUGCAUUACAAGAGAUUACAGCUUAACAUAAAACAGUUACUGUAAGGGAUGCUCAACCUCUUCCGAGGACGGACGAUAUUCUGAAAUCCUUAGGUGUUGGGGCAAAGUGGUUCAGCUGCCUCAGCCUGGCCUCAGGGUAUUUGCAUGUCCCCGUUGCCAAGAAAGACUUGCUCAAAACGGCAUUCGUCACGCAUCGAGGUCAAUUCCAGUGGACCUGUUUACAAUUGGGCUAACCAAUGGGCCUGGAACGUUUAUGUGGCUAAUGAACUUAGUGUUACGAGGACUUAACUGGAAGCACUGCUUGGUUUACUUGGAUGAUGUAAUUGUCGUACCCAGUGCGUUUGAGGAACACCUAUUCCCUCUCCGAGCAGUAUUUGAAAUUACGAAAGGCAGGGUUGAAAUUGAAACCGCAGGAGUGUGCCUUCCUUCAGGGAAAGGUCUCCUUUCUUGGUCACGUGGUAUCGGCUGUUGGCAUCAAUACUGAUCCAGAGAAGACUAGUGCUAUCCUUGACUGGCUAACCGGUGAUAAUACCUCGAAAGUGAAAGGCUUCCUCGGCCUCGUAACAUACUAUCGUCGAUUUAUUCCUUGCCUCUCAGAAAAGGCAGAACCUUUGAACUGCUUGACUAUGAAGGGGUCCUGAACAGGAGAGAGCCUUUUGUGAACUUAAGCAGUGCCUCGUUCAACCACCUGUUCUUGUAUAUCCUGACUGCCGCUCAUCUAGUGGCCAGUUUGUUCUGGAUAGCGAUGCAAGCAGUGGCCAUGGUAUUGGAGCUGUGCUGUCUCAGAAGCAGGUAGAUGGUACAGACCGUGUUGUGGACUAUGGAAGUCGAGCAUUACACCUCCUUGAAAGGAACUAUUGUGCAACUCGACUCGAGAUGCUUGUAUUAGUGGAAUUUGUCGACUAUUUUAGUUCUAUUUGCUUGUUCGUAAGUUUCUCAUCCGAACAGACCACUAUGCCUUGAAGUGGUUGAUGUUGUUUAAACAACCUGAAAGCCUAGUAGCCGGCUGGUUGGAGAGACUCCCAAGAGUACGAUUUUGACAUUUCGCAACCUCCAUAUGCACCCACUGAUUACACAAAUCAAAGAAGGAAGAUCUCCACCCACAGCGUAAGAAGAGGAAACCUACAGUCUCCUUACCAGAGCAAUAUAUGCACAGUAUCCAUUACUGGAACUGUGGGACAAUGUGUUGAAGCUAAAGGCUGAGGACAGAGAGAAGCACUAAAGGCCUGAUUCAUUCUCCCGCUAGCCUGGUGCACACUGCGUUGAAACGACUAUAUGAUGGAAUGGAAGGUAGUCACCUUCGGCGCCUCAAGACCUUGCGCAAGGUGCAAGCAAGAUUCUGGAGACCAGGCCUCGCUAGUGCCGUUAAGGAUUACUACGCAGCCUGCUUGACGUUUCAGGGCGGAAAAACGUUCUGCGCAAGAUUCUGCGCACGUCUUAUUGCAGGCUCAAGGCGGGCUGUUCUGACUGUGUUUGUUUGUCACUGAGAGUGAACGUUUGCUAUGGUAAAGCCUUUUUACCUGUUUUUUUUUUUCCGUCACUUGAAAAUUACUUUGGAUUCAGAACAACCAAUGUUAAAGGAAAAACGGAUCAUUCCGUCAGUCUGAGGUGGAAUAAAAAGUUUUGAACAUUUCCAAAGAGGCGAGUAUUUUUCUGAUUGUGCAUUCGGUUAAUUUGUGAGUUGAUUUCACCUUCUUUCGCCGGGCUGAAUUAAAACCCGCUUGUAUCCUAUUAUUAGUAGUUACAGUUACUUUUAUUGCAUGCCCAGAUUUAAUACCUUUGCAGAACCAGAUUUAUCCUUCUCUUCGGUCAAAGAACCAUAUUGCUAACGUAUGCGAGUGAACAAACUUGUUGGCUUAAAAAUUUCUCAGAAAUAUAAGACCAGCAAGCAUACUCGAGAAGAAAAGACUACUUCGAUCAUUUCUCUGUUGCUCAAGUAAUAAUAGUCAGAGUGUUUUCAUGUCAUUUUUAAUUCAUACUUUUGUUUUUUAGUGCACUGCGAAAGUUUCUUUUCUUUAUAAGAAAUAACUUUCUGUACGCAAAUUUUCCUUUUCACUCGCUGUGAAGUAGAGAACGAUAACUGCCGGCAGUGACUUCAAAACAAUUGACCCUCUGCCCGUGAACAAUUGCUGGAGCUGGAUUUGACUGAAGCGAGCAAAGCAGACCCUUGUAAUGAUUUUCUGAGUGCAAGUUGCUUGAAUGAAGACCCUCGCAUGGACCAGUUAUUAAAAAUAGCUAAUGGUGAAUCAUGGCUUGGCUGCGAAGCUUAUAACUGAUCUUUUGGUUUUAAGAUCUUUAGGUGGGUUGUUUUUCUAAAGAAAAUUCAUUUCUUCACUGUCAGCAGGUAGAAUUAUGAUAAUUUGUAGUUUUUGCAACCUUGUUCAAGCUUUUUUUUAGUUCGCUGAAUUUUGUGCAUGAUGGAAUUGUUCUAUGCUUGUCGCAUCUCUUGGUGAGCUUAAAGUGGCGUCUCUUCCUUGAAGUGAGUCAGUUGGAAAUUAAAUCAUAUACGUAACCGGAAAGUAAUUUUUGCAAUAAUGUAACUUUAACUUUGUUUGAAGGAAAUCCUACUUACGCGCAGGGUUUUGACAGGUGUUAUGCAUGUUCAACUUGAGAACACAAAAGCAAAAUUUAUCUGCGAGAAACUAUUAAGUUUUGACUGAAAACUAUAGUUGCUUUGAACCGAUUUUUGGGAAGAUUUUACUUGAUAAAGAUUGACUCUUUUUCUGCCCACAUAUCAACGCCAAAACUUCUACAUUGAGGAUUUUGUUUAUAUUUCAGUGGUCUGUGAAGCUACAAUUGUCCGAUCGAGGGUGGGUUUUAAAAUUUCAGCUCGAGGGCGACAAAGUUCAGUGACUUCAAACACAUUGUGGGCGUACAUUAAUUUAUUGGGCAAAUCAUUGUACAAAGAUAUAUAUUUUUUUUGUCCACAGUGGAGCUCCAGACCUUAUAUAUCCAAGACCUUCCUUAUAUGAACACAUUUUGUGAAUGCAUCUUGAAAAAAAUCGGACCUACGCAUGCACAUUUCAUGUACAACGCAAGAAAAUUACUGUCGUUAAAGUCCGUUUUACUAUAAGAUAUUUUUCCAGAAAAUUAAGUAAUGAGAAGGUUAUAACCACAGUUUGCAACUUUUGAAGAAAAAUUGCUUGUACUUUUCAGGUUUUGAGUGGAAACAUUUUAUAAUUUUUAGGCAAAAAAUAUUUGAAAUCCCGCCAUUUUUUCAAACCCGGCCAAUGGAUCUGGGCAAAAAAGUUCAUGCAUGCUCAUCACGUUUUUCCGCCCUGAAGUUUGAUGUUUGUUUAGUGGAAAAACAGCUUAAAAAGGCCCAGCAACGACAGAAGGAUUGCUUUGACAACGGUGUUGAAACUUGCCAAUAUGUACCCGGUGACUUGGUUUUCCUGUUCAAUCCUCAGGUUAAGACAGGCGAAGCUGCGAAGUUUCACGGCGAAAGGAAGGGGCCUUAUGAGGUUCUAGAGCGCACAACUGAGGUUAACUAUCGCAUAAAGACGCCAAGUGAUCCCGGACGCCGUUCGAAAGUUAUUCAUUUUAACAAUUUAAAGCUGUACCAGUACAAAACGAGGUGAAUUCACACGGGGACAGAAGAAAGGUAUUAAGCUUGAGGCAAAGUUGCCAUUGACACUCGCACAAAUGGGACGAAAGUGACGACUUACCAGCAGAUCUUUUCUCCUUCCCACGAAAUUCCAUGGUGGUGUCUUCAACUGAGAACACCACCUUGGAGAUACCAGUUGAAGAGACCACCCUUGACGUAACCACCCCCAAGCUCAAAUUGCGGAGACCACCCCGCAAGCACGAAGUGGACGUAAGGCCCAACACGGCGGCUUAGACGUUACCCUCUUGCCUCAUAAAGAUCUGGGACAAGUACAAGAGAAAGCGGUGGAAACCAACGUGGACAUUGAGUAUGACGAAAGCAGCAGUUCUGAUACUACACGUACGGACGUACCCCAUUAACGAUUGAUGACCGUUCACCCUUGAAGAGAAUGAGGCGUCCCCUGGAUCGCUAUGGAUAAUGGGAGUUCAAUGCUGUAAUGUCUUCAGAUGUACCACUGGGAAAGAACAUGGGAGUUUCCGAAGGGUCAUCCAGGCACAGAAGGAUGGAAUUCCCAGUCUAAAAGAAGAUUCAGGUGUGCGGAAAGUUACCCACCUAACGAACAAAGGGGAGCAGUGGAAAAAGAAAAGACACACUCUGCUGAACUUUGGUGUUGAACAAACUGAACUAACUACCGACAUAGACAUUUCGUUUUCCUAUUAUUUUUUUCCUUUGUUAAACCCAACAAAUUUAAACUCCCACUUUUUAUGGGGGGGGGGGGGGGGGGUGGGGGGGGGGGGGGUUAGGGUGGGGGCUGGGGUCAGGGGCCCUGAGGUUUUGGGGCAAGAUAACCAGCUUUGACCGGGUUUGUUUUUUUGACGCUUUGUUCGGUUUUUAUUGGCGUUGGGAAAUGCUUUUCAUCGGCCGUUUUUUUUAACAGAAGUGAGUUGGGGCAACCUGACACCACAAAACGAAAGAGAGGAGGUGAGAAAAAAAAAAAAAAUCACGUGUGAGGGAAUUGUGUGUGUAACAAGACAAACAAACUCGUCGAUAGAGAUUUGUUGUUUUUUUUUUUUUUGUUUCUUUAGUUACCCCAAAAAGUCUUCAUUCCCGUUGGUUGGGGGGGGGGGGGGGGGGGGGGGGGGGGGUGGGUUAGUGUAGGAGCUAGGGUCACGUGACCUGUAGUUUUGGCGCAAAGAUACCAGUCUUGCACGUGUUGUAUUUUGUGACGCUUCGUUCGGUUAUUAGUGGCGUUUGGAAAUGUCUUUCAUCCGCCUGUUUCUCUACAAGAAUUUGAUCUUUUCCUUUAAACUCAAAGUUAGUCGGGCUUAAUAACUUAAAGCUACUUUUUGAUGACUUUUCCCUCUGUACAGGAUUAACACACUAUGCCAAAGCGUUUAAAGUGGCCUUCGGCAUGUUUCAGAAUGUAACGAAUGAUAAGGUAGGAUGCCGAUAUCAGUUAACUAGUUCUGUAUUUUUAAAUGCUACUCCAUUACGAACUGUAAGUUUAUGAGAGCACUGAACACCGUAUAUUCAAGUACUCAUGCUAUCAAACAGUAUAGCAAAUUUAUGCAUUUUCAUUUUUUUCAGAGUUCCGGGACAAGCAAUAUCAUCUUGUUUCUCACGGAUGGUGACCCCACUGAUUCUGAAGAUGCAAUAUAUCAAGCAAUUGAGGAAGGACAGAUCAGUAUGGUUAGGCUGACUUGUUAGCAUGCGUUUAUAUAUGAUCUGUACAUUUUUUGUUAACUGGCCAGUGAGUAGCUAGACUAAGUAGAACUGUUGUUUAUAGAACCAUUCUGUUCAGAUCAACACUUACGCUCUUGGUGCCGGCCUGUCAGCGAUCAGUCUUCAACGCCUUCGAAGAAUUGCUCUCAGUAAUAAUGGUGUAUUCAAUGAAAUCAGAGAUCAACAGGGAGGUGUGUUGAAAACAAUUAUGGGAAGUUACUACACAUCAGUUAAGACUCCUUUAGAGCAAGAACCCAUGCUUUCCGCGCCUCAUGUAGACCCGACGCUUGGUCUGAAGGUGGUAUUAUCCGUAGCACUUAUCCAAAAUGGAACUUUUAAGGGCGUGCUUGCUCUUGAUCUGCCUCUCAAGCGCCUGUUUAAAGAGAUCUUUCAGCUUCCGUCCUCAACCCUGACGUAUGCUGUACUUGUAGACAAAGAAGGUAAUAUGCUUUUACAGUUUUAACGAAGGUUUUAUUUUUGGUAACAGACUCCGCACCCAGCUCGGCUGACGUAAAAACAAAAUUGUAUUUAUCUCUCGAAUUUUCUGAAAUUAAGAAGACAAAUGCGUCAUCCAGCGAAGAUCAGUAUAGCCUGCUAAGACGGGUUGUAUGUAUGUACAUGUAUGCAUGUAUGUACGUAUGUAAAACGCAUAAAGUAGAGUUUCCACACACGCAGACUUUAAUUUGAUCCUCUUCUUUGUUUUAGCUUGUUCACUAUCAAUCUUUUUGUUAGUUUUGUGGUAGAAGAUUAAAAGGUUUUGACAGGUUCGGUGGCUGGGUGAAAACUACUUAGCCCGCUGGUUUUCUGUUGUUGCCCACUUUACGGUGGGGUGCAUUUGUCUCCGGUAUAAAUUAGCCAGCGAAGACACCUGUUGUCGUAAAACAGAGACGGAAUGGGUUGUUUUUACAUGUGCUACUGUCAACUGGUAAGGAAAAUUCUAGCCUGGUUUACUGCUGCCUUAGGUUUAACAUGACAGGCCAAUUCAGCCCAUAAAAGCGUUGUAUUGAUAGACUGGGCAUACUUACGAUAAUGACACUUUUUUUCCCAGUACCCUAAAGCAUGUUGCUCUUUCUCUUCUAAGAGAGUCCAAAUCCGAAUUUCAAGGAAAAAUUACAGUACCCAAACUUUAUUUUGCUAAAUAUUCUAAAACUAAUAGUACUAUAUGAAAAAAAAAAACAGGUUCUAUGUUUUAUUUACUUGUCACACUACUCUAUAGUUCUUCCGCAAACUAAAAAGUUAGAAAUACAUUAUCUCUCCUUCGUUAACUAAGGAAGGGGAAAGUUAGGAUACUCUUGAACAGCGAUGGUUUCACCACAAUCACGUAUUUCAGGGCGCGCUAUUUUUCAUCCUUCCUCUCCUGGCCCAAUGGAUGUAACAAGCAGCCACUCUUUUUUGCCGCUGACACUGUUGGAACCUGCAUUGCCUCCUGAUUUCAUAUACAACCUUACAUCGGGUGGGUCAGGCCAACACAAUUUUGAGGUAAAUAAUGUGUACUUUUCGUUUCCGUAUGAGCCAGAAUGUUUAUAUUGUUUGGUGCCUUAUUAUAGAUAAGCGGAGAUGGUGUUGAAAGCUGCGAUAUUACCUCAAAAAGCUCUCAAAAACACAAUAUGUUUACAAUAUGUUAUACUGUCGAACAAUAAAAAAGUUUCCUAAAACGAGUGAAUUUAGAAUAAUUUAAAAUAUCGAUUUAUCAAUGAGAUUCCGUAUUCUAUUAAUUUUACACAAGGUAGAAAAAAGCGAGGACACUAAAGUGUCAAUAUGAGUAUGGAAAGUCAAACCGGAAUCAAGAUAGAUGCCCAAAUCCUUUCAGACCUUGUCAGGAGUUAAGGUUUUGCCCAGAAUCGAUACCGUCGGAUUAACAAGUUUUCCUAGCCGCUGCUUUGUACCGAAAAGGAUAAACUUUCGGGAUUAAUCAGUUACGGAUGUUGACAGAGCCAUUCCACAACCGAUGGAGAUCUUGAGAGACGCACGCUUGCCAGAAACAGCUUAGUAUCGUCUACGUAAGAUUCAAUUUCGCAAUUUGAGACGAUAUUCCGCAAAUCAUUGAUGUAAAGGGUGAACAAUAAGGGAACGAGAAUUGAUCCUUGGGGAACUCCAUAACAGACAGGUAAUGGUGAAAAUAGCAUGCAGCCCAUACGGGUUGUAGCCGAUAUCUUUCGGUCAAGGAACUCUCGAACCACUUUGUGGAAGACUCAGAGUUACCCAAGUCUUGUAUUUUACGAACCAAAAGAUUUAUGUGAGAGACUUUCAAAAGCCUUACUCAAAUCAAUUAAGAUCAUGGCUGUAGUCCUUCUCUCAUCUACUGCCUUGAAGACAUAAUCAGUGACGUGUAGGCUAAUGUACGUAUGAAACUUAUCCUGGCUGUUGAUUGCGAUAUUAGUGCGGCUCUUCGGUAAACUUGACUUUUGAAAGGUUACUAAAGAGUUUGUUAAAUGAGUAGAUCUGUUGUACUUAAUUUCAGACGUCAUUUUUCGUAGACAUCUCAGACGUCCUCCGGUAUAAAUAAGGCCAAUGCAUGUUAGCUUCUUUAUUAAUCACAAAGGUUGCAACUGAAAAGCGUUGCAAAACAUGGGACCAUAUUGGGGCUAUAAAAGGAAAAUAAUUUCGAGAGUUUUUUCCUUUCAGGUGAGCUUCGCGUUACCACUUGGUGAUCGACCAACAGACGGGACAAAAAUUCUUAAGAUGAGGGCCACUUACUUGUGGUCAGCAGUAACCGGCAGUGACUAUUUCAUUCUCUGUGUUGUAGCUGAUGAAAAGUCUCUAACGAAAGAUCUUACACCAGUAAGUUGUAGUUUCCGAACACUACAUAUUUUAUAUAUCGUACAAAGCUUACUAUCUGGCAUGUUUCUGUUACAAAUAAGUAAUAAGUAUUCUUGGUGUCUCUGACAUAGUUCGACAGGGAUAUGUGUCGUAUAUUUUCAAGUUUUCGACGUAGUAAAUGCCCCAGCUUGCCACAAGCCUCAUGCGGUCCUGUCUGUCUUGAAUGCUCAACGAUUGCCAAAUGGUGCGUCUCUUGGCCAUAAAUAAAGUAUGUUUUUCCUUUAAAAUUGUGCUCUUCUCUAAUAAACUAUAUUUAUCGAGUACAAUAGUAGAAAAAUUGCUGCACGGCGGGCGUUUCUUUUUGGUUUAUUUCUUUUGCUCUAUCUUGCGCUUCCACUCUCUAUGUUCACUUUUAAUUCACUAAAUCACUGAUGUUGUUGUCGGUUUAUUUAUAGGUUAGAAACAUUUCGCAGAGUGUACCCACGUUUUACCAUCGUUUAGAUUUAUCCUGGAAUUCUAGUGUAUCCCAUCCAAAAGAAGUCUGUAGAUGGAACACAAGUCUCAUUUCCCCAACGUCUUCUACUGUCAAGGCAAGUUGAGUCAGACAAACUAUGUUUAAAACAACGUGCCUUAUUCUGUGUCGAUUUGCUAUUUCAACUUAGCAGCGACAGUUUUCACAAGGCGUUCGGGUAAAAGUUCAACUUUGUCACUUUGAAUAAUUUUCAUUCUUUUCAAAAGUGUUAGCUGCCUGUACAGAUGUCCGUUUGUGACAUCUAGUCUCCAGUCUUGUGGUGGAAGAACUAAGUUAGAUGGAAGAUACACAGUAUAUGUGCCUAUUUUCGGACACUUUUUGCAUUUAUCACAACAACUUACCUCAGAAGGGCAGGAGCAAGCUGAUACUUUCCUAGUAUGUAGUUCCUUUUCCUACGGCGACUGGCUGGUUGAACGCUCAAGGUUCAACGUCAUUGUGUUUUGAAAAAUAUCGUAGAAGUCGAGCGGCCUAUUCUCGGACAGGUAGUCCGGCCCUCAUUCUCGGACGAUGGUUCGUAGGUGAUUAAUCCUCUUCAUUAUGUUAAUAUACGUCUCAUUGAAGAAGAACGAUGUAAUGUUAAAAGUAAAAAACACGUUUUGUGGCUUAAAAAGCAUUUUAAAGUCAGUUUUAGUGAGUCCUCCAGGAGUAUUCGUCGCAGAUUUUCCCCCUGUUCUUCCUCGAAAAUGUGAAACAGUUAACUCGUAUUAAUUCUUACUUGGAAGCAAACCUUGUUCCAUUUUGUCCGACUUUCUCCAAAAGGGGGUUAUUUCCGUUGAGUAUUUGACAAGAACAGAGUGCAGACUGAAACGAUGUAAUUCAAUGUGCAGCGAAAUGCGAACUUAGACAGAAACACAUUUUACCUUCUUUCACAAGAUCUCCAAAUUUUCCCACCAACGGACCGAUCCCAAAAAGAGUUAGCGAAAGUAGACUAAUCAAUUACUCAUCGGAGCCCAUCUUUCUGGAUACGAAGGAUUACGAAACAUUAUUGCUUACAGUCCGAGAAUAGGUGCGUGCGAGAUAUCGGAACAUAUACGGUAUUUGUUGUGCGUUGUGGAUCUCGGAUAGGAAAAGCAACAAUUAUGAGCUACGAAUAAUCAGAAUAAUUGGUUUUUAUGCAAUGUAAAGUUUAUCUAUUCUACUUGUCAUGCAGUGAUCACGAGGCGGGUUUUUUCACGUCUCCCAGAACUUAGGCACGUGAAGUGUAUAUCAUAUUUCGCUGCUUUAAAAGGUGGACAGCACUAGUGUCAUUUCUCCUUUUAACUCCUCUCCGUCGAGUCAACUUCAGUGAUUUUGAAUCCCUCCUCCUCCCCAACCGCCUUUUGUUGUCUCAUGUUCAAGUGUUUGCCGUCGAGAUAACGACGGUCUUUAAUUGUUAUUAUUAUACAUCAGACAUCAGACUCACUAUAUGAAAAAUCUGAUUGGUCGAGAGCAUUCAAUCAAUUCAAAACAGCUUGUGAACUUGACAUGAUAAAUGCAAUAUCUGCUGCAGAUGUUGCAUUUAUCAUGUCAAGUUCAACGUCUGCCUGGUUACCAAGCCCCUUGGAGUGUUCUCCUCAGAUGCAGAAUAGCUCAAUGUCUUCUUUUGCCUAUUGUUUAAAAAAUGUAUAAUAAAACAAUUAUUGAAUUCGGUUUUCGCAUGAUAUCGUGAAUUAUCAAAACCUCGUGUCUGUAUUAUCUGCCUCAGCCUUCGGCUUCGGCAGAUAACACAGGCCUCGGUUUUGAUAAUUCAUAAUAUCAUGCUCAACCUCAUCCAAUAAUUGUUUAUUGUUAACGAAUUUUAAAAAAGCCACACUCGUGGCAAAUUUUUCCCAUUUGUUCGACUGUGUGUUUCAUUGGACAAACGGAGCUAGCUGACAGCUCGCGAUGCGCGCACAAUGUUACUUUAAGCAAAUAAUAGUAGUUAUAACUGGUCAGGGCAUAAAUUAUCUUACUUGGUGUUGUUUCCCCUUAGAGAGGGUUGCUUUUAGUCUCUCGGCUUUGAUAGGAUAAGAACAUCUUCAGCAGGUUAUUUAUUGUAUUACCACUCGGUGAGGGUUGAAGGAAGAUUGAGAAAGGAAUGUAAACUCCCAGUGCAACGAACUAUUUUCUAUAUGAGCUUUGGAUUGCUUUGUUCUGUGCUCCAUUAUUCUACAAACUUGUUGUUGCGCUUUUUUUGGAUAAUCAUUGUUAACAUGUUAUAUGUGCAUAAGGCAUUAGUUUGAUUGCAUGAUUAUUUUCAACGUGUCUUACGUUAUAUAUGUUUUUUGUUUCGCCUGUAAGGCUGAUUAUCCACUUUUACUGAUGUUUAUCUAAACGAAGUAGUCACUAAUCAAAUAAUCGAAUUUAUUUUCAGAUAACACCAGAUGCAUUUAACGACUGUGAUAAAUACAUCUUCCCAACGGAAACUGUUAAGGAUAUCCAAAGUAUACAACACUUUUUUGACGACAAAAGUUUUCAAGCUAAGUACCAAGGUUAACAUUUCAGUCUUACUGAGUUUUUUUUGUAGGGUUACAGGUAGCUGGGGUCUCUCUUGAGGUGUAGGGCAGGGCAGUUGCGGAAAUGAAGUGCACCAUAUAGUAACUAGUAAUACCGCCCUCUGUAGACAAGUUUGCAACCUUAGCAUCGGCCCCUACUGAAGGACGUGGCACAUCACAAUCAUGGACCACUCCGUACUACUAACGCCCAAAGUAAUUGCUAGGUCUUUCAAUUUCUACAGGCAAAAAACAUAAUAAUGUAAUUCCUUAAUAUCUAUGGAAUUGAACAUUUUGAUAUUUUCGUAAUAGGUCUUAGUGAAGCUAUUCGUAUAGAAGUGAUGCUCACAUCAGUGCUAGAGACCAUUUGGCAGAAGGCAGAAUUUAUUUAUCCGGAUUUAGUUGCAUGGAGGUGAGUCUGUUAUGUUUUCAAAUGUUUAAGAGAUGUUGGAUUUUGUGCAUUGCUUCGCUUUCCCUUCACGUUUCGUAUUAGUAUUGAUGGAGAUAAGUAAUCGAAGACAGUCAUCAUUUCACAUGUCAUAAGUUAUAAAUGUAGCCAACACUAAAAUCGGUGUUCUUGCAUAAGAUGACUGUUUACUUAAAACUGUGGGUGGAUUCAUUUGCAGAAUACGCGUAAAGCCGUUGCAUACGUGCUAUGUCUGAUGGUAUUUGUUGUUGCUUUUAAGCCUGAAAACAUUUAAAGAGAAAUUACAAAGGGCCAUUGAUGUUUGAUCUAGAUUAAACAUUUCCAUCCAACAUUUUGCAUCAGCAUCACAAACAAAUGUUCGAUCGUUUACCCGGGGCCUUAAACCUUUGGGCAUGCAUUUCCCGAAAAAUAAAACGCUUGUUGCUACACGAUUUCCCGCCAAAAACAUGACCUGCAAUGGAUUUGACAUUUACAUUGGCUUACAUGCAUGUUCGCACAGACGUAAGUACGCCCUAAAGUUAAAUUUAACCAAACCUUCUCUCAUUAAUACCGGAAUUACCAUAUUUUACUUGCUAUGUAUUUUUGUUUAAAGCUAAAAUUCUUCGGUUUAACAAAUGCCCCAAAUUAAACUACCCAUCUGGAUGCAUUUCUCAGUUCAUGUGGUUAUAAAUACCCUCAAUGAUUUCACCCAGCACCUGGUUACUCAUAGGACGUUUUGUCUCUUGAACUAGAUUCAUCGGAACGAAAAACGGUGUUUUGAGAAUAUAUCCUGGACGUCGCUUUGAGAAGACUUAUUCCCACAAACACCAACCAUGGUGAGGGCAGACUCGAGCACAGCAAUACAUAUCAGUGAUAAUAACACUAUACAACUUGCCUUUUAACUCUACAUUUCACUAGUUAUCGUAGCGUUGAGAAAAGAUCCAUUGCCGAUACAUAUUUGUUUUCUGUAAUCACCCGCCAAAUCAGAGCAAGUGUACCGCAAGUUAGUCAGCUGCUUUCAUAGGAAAGCAUUAUUCCCUAUAUUAAUGAGGAGCAUGCUUUUAAAAGUAUUUUACUGUAGAUAAAGUUUUGUAAGUGACAGGAGGAAAGAAACAAACGGUCAGUCACAGAAAUAUAUCUAUUCUCUCUCGAUUAAAAAUCUGUUUUAAUUUUUUUUUUCCUUUGGCUCAGUUUUAUUUCACUACAGCCAAAACGUUGUAGGCGUAUUCGAUAACAGAAUAGACAAAAAAGCUCACCAUGCAUUAUAAUUUGAUUGUGCAGGUUCAGGCAAGCAGUAUCGUCACCUAAUAAGCUGGUAGUGUCUCUAAGGUCAUCACCGUAUCAACCUGUUCCUGAAUCAAUGAUAAGCUUAAGCAAGGCUGUCCGCACCUCCAGGUACAUGUAACAUGUUGAUUUCAGUUGAUAAGGUUAAAAAUGAUAGCUUAGCCUGCGUUGCAGGCGGUUCCGUUUGGUUUCGGAGUAAAGAAAGACCGAGAAACGGCCGCGCGAGAAAUGAAAUUAUAGCGAAAAAAUGACAGAGGGGGGAGCGGGAGGGGAAGUAAGGAAACGCUUGCUGACAACCCCUCGAUUUUGAAGACCUACGUUCGCCAGCGAACGCAGCGCCUGAUUGGCGCGGCUAGUCGAACAACAUUGACAUGUGUCGAUUAAAGGUUUGUUUCAUACUGAGAGGUCAUGUAUGGUACGUGAGACCAAAUUAAUUUUUUGUGGUGAAUAUUUGCCCUCCAAUGCAAAGUGCCCAGCUCGUUGGUACUUUUUUCUUUGGCGGGAUGUUUAAAAAUUCUCUAGGAUAGUGAUUUACAGAUCCAAAUUUCAAAGAGUGGAUUGCACCUUAAACUGAAGCUACAUCAGCUAUGGAGAACUGCAUUGUGACCCAGUCAAGAUUGCUGAUUAAGCAAUGAUUACUUGGUAAUAACUUUUGAAUUGCGUCUCUUCCGUUAUUGCUACUCUCUGAUCAGGCAAGACUAUGGUUUCGGUUCUCCACGCGAACUUCAUCAGUUGACGGGUUAGCUUUGUUCUUAGAUGUUUUUACAAGAGCAACUCUAGUUGUCUGUGCCGUGGCGAGAACGGUAAGCUGUUCUGUCUAGCUGAUCUUUGUCCUUGUAGAAAUACGCCGUCACAUUUUACCACUUCAAAUCCAACUUUCUGGAGGUUUUGAGCUAAAACUUCAAAAAAUCACCCUUGCGGUCCUUCCUUUCAGACGGAUUAACAAGACAAUUGUAUAAAGCCUGCAUUUGUGCGGAUUCAUUGAGAUUUCACCAUUAACGCCGUCCACGCGUUCACAUAUGCGUCCUCUAAAGUUCAUUUCCGCUCCUCGGAAGGCCACACAUUUUAUUGGUCAAUGAUGACAGCUGAUAACAGCAUCAAAAGUCGGUGCGUUAACUCAGGCAUGACAGGCCAAGUGGACGGUUUUCAAAGUCCCGGGGUUUGUCUGCAAGCGUUUCCUUCCUUUAUUCCCAACCCCUUCCCCGCUCUUUAUCUUGCGUCAUUUAUCGCGCGUUCCUCGUUCCUCGUUCCUCGUUCUUUUCUCCUAAACCGCACGGAAACGCUUGCUACGCAAGCUAAUGAUAGCUCAAUCAUAUAUUACCAUAACUAAUUUCUGCUGAGUUUGAAAUUAAGUCUGGAAAACUACAAAAGCUUUUUAUUUACACAAUUAAGUCUUUUGUUUUGGUGGAAAUUCAAAUGGAACAAUCUUCUUCAUCAUGUUGUCAUUUAUCUUUGAGAGCAGACGCUUGUCAUUGAUACUAGGGUAAAUCCAAUUCGCAACGACGUGACAAGGCGGCUAUGUCGGUUGACAAAACAAUGCAUUUUAUUUCACAGAAUUUGUAUGAAAAUCAGUUUAGUUUUAGCCCUGCGGAGGGUUGUCAACCAGCAUGGCCACCGUGACGUCAGUUGCGAAUCAGCAAUACAUGUUAUAUUCUCUAAACUCUAUAUUCAACUCACAGCUGCACCGGAAAGCCACUAGACAAUAAUCUAAGAAGAGAUGUGCUGGCGGUUAUUGGGAUGGAGAUGACCCAAAGCAGUUUCUUACAAUUCAUUAUUGACAACGUAAGUGCAUGAAUUUAGUUAGUUCACUCGUAUUGCACCGUGCAUUACCUACUACGAAUGACGUUGUGACUUCAAAGGUGGCGGCGAUAUUCAUCGGGUGACUAAAGAGAGGUAACAAAGGCUCCUUUUGUAGUCUAAUAUAGUGAUUAUAAUAGCUCUUCCCGGCUAAAACAGUGUUAGUCUUGAAACUUGCCCCAGUCCCUUCGCGCUAAACGAUCAUUUUAAGCCGAAAUUGUCACUUUGUUGUCUUUUUACGGUGAAACGAGAAUGGUGACCCCGUUUUUGGUGUUUUUAACUCGCUAUGGUUACAAGAAAAUUAUAUGUUAAAGAGAAAAAGAACUCUGGACAGAAGAUCUAUCAUUUUGAUAUGAAUGAUAAGAAACUCCGCAUUUAGAGAGAAGUAUGAGAUAAUGUUAAAACUGUCCAUUUUUUUUUUACACGUUUUACAGGAUCCGGGUAAUUUAAAGUCACUUUACAUAAAAAUUACAGCCCAGACAAACAAAUUUGGCUUUAGUUUUUAGUAAGAUUCAAAGUUUCUGCUACAUGAUAAGAUUUUUUGGUGGCUGUAAAAGUUUCGAACAUUUCGCGCGUAACCGGGAAAAAACACCAAAAUGAAUCUGUAGUUACCUCACAGAUCGCAAAGAGUAUGUUGAAUGUAACGGCCUGGCCUCUGAGUAUCAUAAGGUUAAAUGUUAAAAGUGGUGUUCCACAGGGUUCUAUCAUGGGCCCUUUACGUUUUAAUAUUAAUGAUAAACUUAAAAGUUUAUACUAUUUGCUGAUGACAUUAACGACUUUUUCUCAACUGCUGAAAAUUUCUAAUCAGUUAAAAUACCGGUGUCAAAAUACCGUUUAGGUUUUGGUCUCUCGACGGUGCGCAUUUGGAAUGCCGCCAGAAAUAUUUUAACACAAACAACAGCAAAGGAUAUGCUUCAAUACAGUUCUUGUUUCAUGUUGAAAUUCUAUGUACCAACUGGGUUUUUACGAUGGUGAAGUUAGGUCAAAUUUGCAAUUUUUGAAAAGUGCUGAAACCGUGUUUCUUCUUGCGGCUGGUACAGUCACAUUUUAACGGUUUAUUUAAAGUUAAUAGCUGAAUUAUAAAGUAAAAAUGUGUGUCUGUUUUGUGACUUGAUUUCAUCUAGAGAUAUUAUUCCGUUUUUAUGUAUGAGGGCGAAGAAAAUGCUCAAUUUUCGCUAAUUUCAUACUCGAAAGAGCGCCGAUUUACACCGCCGUAGCCAGUAUGAGGCGAACCGAGGCACUCGCCUCGGUAAAAUUUUACCAAAUACUGUCGAUUUUUAUUUUUUUUAUCAGACUGAUAAUAUUAGAAGAUUUCAUACGGCUGAUUUCGUACAACGGACCGUGUGUUCGCCUCGGUUGUAGUUUCUUCCUGGCUACGGCCCUGAUUUAGAGUUUAUCAAACUUUGCCUGAUUCCUGAAAAAAUAAAAAGCUGUUACAAGUUGUAACGUGAUUUUUGAAAUUAGUGUACUAUAGAGUUUAUUUGGGCGAAAUAUGAAGAAAUUCAAAAAUUCACGACUGUCAACCGAUUCUCGAAAAUUACAGACAUUGGCUCUUAAGUUUAUACUAUUUGCUGAUGACAUUAAAGACUUUUUCUCAAAUGCUGAAAAUUUCUUAUCAGUUAAUGGCCAAUAAUCUCACAAUGAACGAAAAGAAAACUACCCUCCGUGCCUUGUAAUAUAAGAAUAAACAACGAAACUGUUGAACUUAAAACAUUUUCUGAAUUAAAUUUCUUGGUGUUUAUGUAGAUGAGAAUUUAACUUGAAAAGAACAUGUUACCUUAAUGCUUAAUGCCAGUAAGGUCUCUAAAUCUAUAGAUAUAAUAACGAAAGCCAGAUUCUACCUUUCUAUUCCAUCGUUGCGUAACCUUAUAAUUUGCCCUUGUCUAUCCUCAUCUGAAGUGUGGAAUCAUUGUUUGGAGAUCUGCGUAUAAAACUACCUUGAAUAGACUUUUUGGGUUGCAGAAAUGUAUCAUAAGAGUAAUCACUAAAUCCUGUGUUACAGUCUGUGUUGAUGCACCAGUGCUCGAUUAUUCUAUGACCAUAAUCUUCUUAACAUAACUAAUAUCUACAUGCAACAGAUUGGCUUGUUCAUGUUUUCUUUCAAGAACUAGAAUCGCCGAAAGGCGACUUUACCUGGUCUACCAAUUCAAGGGGCGAUUAGGGGGCGGCUGUACACACUCAGGCUACCAUAAAACCUUCUCGUCGACCAUUGCGUGACCUAGAAUCUCAUGUGAGAGUGAAACAUAAACUUAUUUAAACAUUGUACAUUUGGAAGACUUUCGUAAUUAUGUAAUUCUCAAUUAGGUUGAGUGAGAGAUCGAGACACGAUAGAACCUAGGAAAUCUGUAACCCUAAAGUUAUCAAAGUAAAUCUGUAGACAACCAUAUCGAGAGUGAUUAUUUGUCGGAAACCCGUUCAUGACAACCUAGACUAUACAGAAUUAUAGUACUGCAAGAAAACGAUACGUUAGCCAGAGCAGACAGCGAGCAGCUUUUAAGAGAAAACAACCCACUAUAAAACACAUCAAGAUGCACGGGCCUUAUUCAACCGAGACUGAUAAAGAUGAUCAAUAAUGAUAAUCUGUAAUUUAUGGUCCACAUUGUGCCCCAAGAUAAAAAUAUAAAUACGUUUCAAUAUUCUUUCUUUUAAAUUGUUAUCUUCCUUCAGCCUAUUAAAAAAGGAAUUAGUUCGUUUGCAAUUUCCGACCUGGGAAAUUUAAAAGAUUACUUACCGUUUUUUUUUCCAUGGCUGCACUAGCCUCCCACUGAGGCGUUUUAAGGGACGAAAUACGAGCUCCCCAAAAACCACCUGCGUGGGAGGCUAAUUGGCUGCACGUACUUAAAAAAAAUAAUGUAAAUAGAUCAAACGGUCGAUAAUUGACUUUUUUAAACGCAAAUUGAGUCAGCGUCAAAGUGCUGAUGACACGAACUUCAAAUUGUCUUUAAUUCAGGCUAUUCAUCUCGAAGCUCAAUAAUUGACCUUUAUAUAGUUAAACGGUACAUAUACUUUAUACACUUUACUUAUACAGCGAACGGAUUCAGAACACUUUCAGUAAGAUACGGGUUAUGUACAUAAAAAGGUAUGCAUGUUAAAGCGAGCGGUGAAUUUUCAAAGUUUAUCGAAACUCACUAGUGCCAACAUCAAACAUGCUUGAUGAAUUGGCGGAAAGACAGAAAUUAGGAGAAGCAUAGACACAAACAAAAGCAAAACCUCUUUGCUGCAUUGAGAACAACUGUAAACUCCAGGAUGUUAAGUCACCAGACCUUGUACUAGUAAGUAAUUUGUCUUUGUAAUCUAUUUCUAUCAAGUUGGUAUUUGAAGCUCCCGGUGAAACUUAGCCUGUGAACAGGCCUUUGGUCGAGCGGGGAACUGGGGAGAGGGAAAAGCGAAGCAGAGAGCCCGUUCACAGGCUAGGUGAAACUUUGCUUUCUCGAGGCUUCGCCGCUUAUUUGCCCUCUCGCCAAUGUCAAUGGCGUGCGAAUUUCUCAAAGUUCCUGUUUUCGUUGGACCAGUCUUCUUCUUGAUCCGAAAUUUAGACCUCAAAAAUGGCAUGUGUUGCAUUAAACAGGAAGAAAUUAAUCGGCUUUACGCAACCCGCUCUAGGAUACUGAGGUAAUAACUGAUAGUGUUCCGAUUUUAUAAACUUGAUCUGCCUUGACGCAGACCAGUAAUAAGCUUCCAUGAUACGUUCAUAUCUAGUUCUCAAACUGCAUUCUUACAAUACAAGAAAUGCCAUGAAUUACAGUUCUCAGUUUUCUAGGAUCAAUGUUAGGAAAUUUACCAUUGCUUACUAAGGCCUAGCCUGCGAAGACAUCCGUUUCUCCACGCUCUUCGCCGCUGGGGACGUUCCGCGCAGAGGAACGUCUACUACUCAGCGUCAGAAAAUCCACACUGGUGACGUAAAAUCUGUCCGGAAUCCGGUCAGAAGCGCUGAUUGGUCGACGGAGUAGUUACAUUGUUUCAGCUAUUGUUUACGAAUGACUGACAAGAGACAAAAGGCCACAAAGGUCAAAUGCAAAAAGCAGUCAAUGUUUUUGGAACAUAGUCUUCUCUAGCAGAAGCAUUUGAGUUUCGCUGGAGCUCGUUGGCAGAUGAACACAACACUUUACCGAAAUCGACGAGAAGACACGUAGCAUUGGGCAAAAUUAUUCCCCAUGACUACCGGAUUUAUUAUGUAAACACUGAUUUGCGUCAUCAGUAUGGAAAUUCUGUCGCUGAGUCGCAGACGUUCCUCCUCGCGAAACGUCCCCAGCGGGGAAGUGUGAGGAGAAACGGAUGUUUUCGCAGGCUAACCAAGGCCCAAAGUAUUGGAAUACUCUUCCUACUGAACUAAAAAAUGAAUCUUCAAAAAGUGUCUCAGAAAAGAAGUUACAUAGUAGAUUUUUAGUUCAACAAGCAGAUCUGUCCUAAGUUAAUUUCAAUUUGUUGAUCAAUAAUUGUUUGUGUUUAUUGUUUUUCCUUCUUUAUAAUAAUAUUUAGUUAUUUAAUUAGAAUUAAUUAUUGGUCUAGAAUUAUUAGAUUCGAUAAUUACAUACCCUAAAUUAAUUUCAUAUUGUUGAUUGAUAAUUAUACCUCUUAAUUCGCUGUUGUAACCGUUUGUAAAUGGGCCUGAAUCUAAUUAAUAAGCCCCAUGGUUUUCCGCUUAGGCUGCCCUGGCACCAGAAAUUGGUAAUUUUUUUCUUGGUGGUAAUCUGACAAUAAAUAAAAUAAAAGAAUAAAAAGAAUUAUGAGCACGUAGGGCGAAAACAAGCGCAGUGACCCCAUAUUAUUAUUGUAGCUUUUUCAUGUCCUAUAUAUGACUGUUAAUUGUGCCAAGUUUGAAAAAAUCUGGAUAGUACAUCCUUUGUGAGUGAAUUCCCUUAACUGAUCAUAUUGAGAAGCGAAACAUGCAAAAAAAUCAGUACUAUUUAAAGUGUGCAUUGAUCUUCGUAGGAUAUCUUAAAAACUGAAGUUUGCCUCUCAGGUUGCUUUGCAAAGUGAUAUGAACACCACCUGGUAUAUUCUUGACGACAGCGGGUGAGUAUGGUAAAAUCAUUAUGCUCAUCAUUUGAUUUUUAUUAUUUCUUUCUCAAUCGUCGAAUGAUAUUUUUAUCUACUUUUGCUAUGUUUUUGAGGCCGUGUGAAUCUUCGCCAUUUUCUCGAGCAUAGCUGAGCUACGGUGCCGUGGGUCUCUUUUGCUCGCGAUAUCAAUACGAUUGACGUCAAUGGUAUUGAUAUCGGCAAAUACACCUAAUUGCAAUAACGUUGUCUUAGAAAAAUGAAAAAAGGAAAAAGCCAAAUAGGAAUUAAUUUGGCAUUUGCAGCAUCCGCGCAUGGACGUCGUAUUUGCCUGUUGGAAUUUGCUAUUGUUUUAAAGGUGAAGGACAAUAAAAUUGAAAAUUCCAGCAGGGAAAUGAAACGGCUGCAAAUGAAUCCACCAUGAGAGUGUGGCUAAAUUAGCCGAAUUAACUCCUAUUUGGCUUUUUCCUUUUUUCAUUUUUCUAUGACAACGUGUUUACAAUUGGGUGUUUCUUCCAAGGCUAGCUGGUUGUCAAGUCUUAGCCUUGAGUUUGAAGCCAAUCGGGAACGAAGAAAUAUAUCAGCUUUACAGCCCCGACGAAGUAUGAUCUUAAAACUACUCCCUCAAAACAUAGCAAGAACAGCAAGAUUAGAACUCGACGGAUGACAUCUGCUGUUUUAGCUCGUUUUUGAAAAACGAAUUAUUUCGAAUGAAUAAUAAAGCGAUGAAUCAAUUAUUGGAUUCGGCUUUCGCAUGAUUUGAAGAAUUAUGCAGAACUCGGAGGGUGUUGUCCGCCUUGGCCGAUAACACCACCCCCCCCCGCUCCAUCUCGAUAUUUCUUCAGAUCUUACGAAAGCCGAAUCCAAGAAUUGCUAACUGAUAUCUAACAACAGGCCCUCAGACGGGCAACAAGUAAACCAGGAUUUAAGAUUUCAUUUUGUUUUUGCACCAACGUAUUUAACCGUGUCUAAAUAAAAUAUGUCUAUGUAUAUCACGAAUGAGCUAUUAUCAUUGUUAUUCUCUUUUGACUUUGUAGGUACCUAUUACUAAACUUUCCGAAUCCCACUAUAUUGCAAGCCCACAAAAAGCAUUUAACGGAACGCAUCCCUUGGUUGGCAAGAGAUUUAAUUCGAAGAAAUAUUCUUAAGGUAAGAUUUUGUUCAAGUUUUUUAAAAAAUACAUAGUUGCUUGGAAAUACAGAUUCUCUGUAAACUACUUAAAGGAGACAGUCUAAGGUUCCAUUCUGUCGUAAUAUAUAACACGGGGCGGCAUUCUAGCUCUAUUAACAUUAUCCAAAACUUUACAAUGGUUAAACAGACUCAACUACUAAAUACUACUGUUUGGAUUGGAGCUUAUUAACCUCUGUAUAAAAUAGCAUCAUAUUUAAAAUGAAGACUUUGGGAAAAAAAACUCCUGAGCCCGUCCUUCUUCUUCUCUUGAUGACUUAACAAGUGUACUUUCGCACUUUUUGAAUUGGUCGAACAGUUUGCUGUUCAAUGGCUGUUGUAUCUUACAGUUAGAAGUAAAUAACGAGGUGACGUUAUUUUCUCCUGUUUUUAUCUUUUUUAUCAUUUCUCGAAGCAACCGCGUUACUUGUUAUUCCAUAAACAUUUUUAAGUAAUAGCUUUAUAUCUACGGGUGCCGGGAAAAGGUGUGUUGUCUAUCUAUAGAACCCAAAGCUUUGUCUUCGCAUGAGCAGACACAUGAUCACACCUAUUCCAACCUACCUAUCCCUUCUCAUCUUUACAAUGAUAUCUGGUGAAAAUUUGUUAAAGUUAAUAACAUAUCAUAUUUGCAGGUUUCCUGGUGCAAUAACUAUCAGCGUUACACAACUGAAAUGUGUUACGAACUUUUAAGUAAUGAAUCUUCAAAUAGCACCGUCCCUUGUCUUCAGUUCUCUUUAGAACCUAUACCUGGAACAUCUCUUUUUCUAUUGGCGGUACCCUCCAAGGGUAAGCAUCAUUGUGCAGCCCAACAGGUCAGUAUGCAUAAUUCCAGGUAAUCAGUUUGUUCUUCCAGGUGAUUGAGUCCACUUAGGACCUGACUUCAUUCUUCCAAAGGGAUUAGGUUUAGGAGAAAUCCUUGGUAAUCUUGAUGAAAGAUAAAUCCUGUAUAACUGUUAAAAAUCUUUAAAAUGAAGUUUAAAAAGGGUUUCAUGGACAAACAAGGACUGUGCAAAAAAACAUGUUAUUGGUGGUUAGUAAUGCGUGGCACUUGUAAAAAUGGUAGGGUUGAUAUUGUAGAAUAAACAUAAAGAAAGUAAAUAGAGGAUAUUACACGGUGGCGAGAAGAUAUGAAUUUUAUGUUCGAGUGUAGUGUUCUUGCCACGAGAACAGAAAAUUCAUAUCUUCGAGCCAAAGUUUAAUGUUCUUUUUAUUAUAUGGAGAAACCAAUUCAACAAAAGCAAAAGGCGGGAAUCGUGACGUCAUUGAACGAUACGACACUCACAAAGGUGACAUACGGAAAAUACGCCACUCGGGUCCCGGAUGAAGUGGCGUAUGGAAUCUACGAGUGGUUUAGUUCCCAGUAAAACACUCUCCUCCAUAUAAUAAGAGACGUUACGUUUCGUACAAAAGCCGUAGAGGGAUAUGCGGUGUAUGACAUUUGCAGACCGCAGACCGCAGACUGCAGACUGCAUGAGGCAGCAAGACUGUAAAUUGAAUGAAACCAAAAAUAUCGUAAUAAAGGUGGCGUCAUCAUCAACAUUACCUUGUUCCGAGAAGUAAGUUUUAUUUUUCACGCAAAUUACACCGACCUCAUUCCUAAAGGAGCUGUUGGCUGUUCUUUUCGUAUUGAAUUAGAGCAGAAUAAUGUCUGUUGAUGUCACAAACUUGCUCAUCAAUCCAUAGCAACAGUCUAGCAAUUUAGCCUGCACCACAGACGAAACUAAACUAUGGUUAUAUAAGUCUGUCUGUGAAACAGCGCCGGGAUCCUUAUUCUACGGGGGCCCCACCUGUGUACUAGGACUUGCCUAUGAGCAAUGAUUUGCCUAUUUAGAAAUUCAAAAUGCCCUUCUGGUAAUUCGUCAAGUCCUGGUAGGAUCUGUUCAUUUUAGAUUACUUGGCAUAUCCCUAUUACAUACUGCUAAGAUGAAAUACGUCAUUUAAAAGGUGUUAAUUGUGCAUUGCUACUUGUGAUUAUCAAUUCACAAUAAUCAAAGAAGAAUAAAGAAUCAACGCAAUUAGUGAUAUGCCGGAUGAGUUGAUAAAGGGUUGGUGAAGAAUAGCCAACAGCAUCUUGGGAAUGAGGCCAUUGUAACUUUGCGCAAAAUAGCAACCUUGUUCCCAGGCUACUUUCUCACUCCCACAGGAUGUUAUUUUGUUGAUGACUGCGGUCUGCAGUCUGCAAAUGUCGUACACCGACGAAUAUGAGACUGCAGAGUUCAGACAUCGGACAUGAGACAUCGGACAACGGACAAUGGGCAAUGGGUAUGAAGUCAAAUCGGAGACAAAAUGUUCGACUCGUCUUUUCGUGUUGUCGUUUUCGUUGUUUGUUCCUGAGCUUCUUCGUUAUUUUACAAUGCGACCGAGUUGGAAAGUUUGUUGCUGAGAACUCGUCAAAUAACUGUUGCCGUUAGUGUCGAUGACAGAUCAUUACAAGAAAGAUUGUUCGAGUUUACAGGAUGUUGAGGGCGUCCAGUAAUAGAUAUUCCACAGGAAAUGCUGGAGCUCUAUCUUGAGCAUCAUUUCACUCCAGUGAAAAUUGCUCAUCUGUUUUCUGUGUCGACGAAAGCGAUUAGAAAACGCCUUGAGAAAGCAUAGCAUGCUUACAUCUCAUGGUGCAAUUCUGCAUCUGUCAGACAGCUAUGCUUUUCCAGGGGCGUAGCCAGGAUUUUUCAAAGGCAGGGUCACAGAGGCUACUCACAAGAUUGUCAUGUCGACCUCCACGCCACGCCACGCCCAUAUUAACUAAAGCCAAGGGCCGUUGACGAAAAUACUUUACAAAGAAACAAAUUUUAAAAAAGGGGGCUUUUCGACACGAUGGGAACAUAAAACAACGAAGAAGCUCGUGAAAGAGUAUAUAUCACUUUGUCAAAAUGUGUAAUGAGAUAGCUUACUUCACUCUCACUCUCAUCGAACUGUUCAUUUACGCGGUUAAAAAUGAGCUCUACACUCUGGUGGAGGUCGCCAUAUUGUCCAGACAGUCAACUAAUUCAUGUUAUUCCUGGGCGAAUUAUACCUUUUCUCGUUCCCAGGCUAGCACGGUGAAAUAGGCGAAACGAAACGACGAAACGACGAGACGAAUGACAAAUCGAAACAAGGAAACGACGACACCGGGGCGACGAGACGACGGAACGAAGCAACGAAGUGACACAAAGAAACGACAACGCGGAACGACGAGUCGAACAUUUUGUUCACGAUUUGACUUCAUAAAUGGGCAUCAGAUGUCAGACACGAGACGUCAGACAUCGGACAUCGGAUAUCGGACAUCGGACGACAGAGGUCGGACGUCAAUGGACGUGGAUAAACGGACAACCGACGACGAACAUCAGACAAAUGACUUUAUACAUCGCACUUAAGUCUUUGGACUUCCAGAACUUAACGCCAUGUUGUAGAACAAGGAAAGAACUAUUUCAGAGUCAGUGAAACUUUGAUUAAAGUCGCGCUGUGUAAAACCGAGGUGUUUAGCAACGUCAUGGUUUGAACUACACCUUUCUUUACCUGGGGUAAGUUACAUGCAUGCAGUACGACUUUACUGCCGGCUUUUUUAACAUUGAUGCAUCCUCCUCGGUCUUUGUAGUCCUCCUCCAUAUCAUUCAUGGGUAACAUCUAUCUGAACCCGUAGGACUGAUAAAAAGCCGGUUGGAAAAGUCUUACUCUUACCGGGGUUUUGUGAAAGCGUUCUUCGGCUAUAUAAACGACCUUGUUUUGAGGGCGGGUAGCGGAAUUGGAAACAGUUGCUGAUCAAACUUCGUCACGUUCAAGCCAUAUUUUACAUAGAUAUGGAAGAAAUGGGUAGAUACAGACAGUUGGGUGAAGGGACCAAGUGACAGUGCAUAGACUCAACAUAACAAUAAAAAUAUUUUAUUCAAGGAAUAAGAUAACAAAACCAACUACCUCUCGAAAGGGGAGAUCUUGAGGUUAAUCCUAUAUAAACGACUCUCCAAAGUAAAAGAGAAAAAAUCCAAAUCUGAAAACUAGAUUCUAAGAAUAGACUGCGUAAAUCCUGGUUCAUACUGUCGACAUCAGGGAGUGUAAGCAAAUACAAGGGCGACGGCAACGUCAAAAGAAGCCAUAGAUUUAAUUACCAAAACAUACGUGCAUCACACUUUUCUGUAUAUUUCUUAGCCGUCACUGCACGACUACAACGUAAAAUUUCCAAUUUGACGCUUGAUAGAGCCGUUAACACUCGACGGCAAAUUUUUCCUCCUUUUGUGAGACUUUGAUAUGCUUCCUAAAAAUUCAACUCCAGAAAAACUCGCCUAUAUUUCACUAAUUGAGUCAGUUAGAAUAGCAACCACGAAUUAAAAAAAAAGGAAUGCAUUUUAUAAGUGACGUUUUUGCUGCCGUCAGUAUCCUUAUGGCUUAAUAAACAUAAUGAUCAAAGUAAUUUUGAGUAAAAAAGAAAAAAAAAAGAAAGAAGGCGGAGGCGAAUCUGCUUUAUGCGUUUGGAUUUAUUUUGUUAGUCUUUUAUCGGCGGAGACGACAACGUCAACAAACGCUUCAAAAUAGGAAACCGUUCGCGAAAAAAUAAUUAUUCUUUAUUUUACUGCCUUUAAAGGGACUGUGACAUGCUUCUGCGCAUGAGCAGCAUUUUGAUUUCGGGUCUGGCGAACCAUUUUUCAAAGUUGGCUUUCGGUGAAGAUGUCCUCUUCCAUUGACCCUGAGAAGCCUGAGAAAGCUAUAACAUCAGUAUUAAAGAGUAGCCUGAAUUUCAGACGAUUACUUCGGGUCGUUUUCUCCUCUCAGCAAUGUCGUUACUGAGGGAGUAAAAACGACUCGAAGUAAUCGUCUCAAAUUUAGGCUAUAUUGAAGAGCUAUCUGGUCCAUUUUGGAAGUUUUAACCUCCAUAUUUUGUAUUUCCAUGCAAGCGUUGUCGAGGAAUUCGAGUUUAUCGCGGAGAAAUGUCCGAAGCCAUAUUUGUUGUUGUCAGUGUUACUACUAGCGGAUCAAAUGAGGCGUUUAAUUUCGUUGUCUGGCCUUCAUUUCUGUCUAAAACAUUCUCCAGUAAACGAUCUACCUUUACCGGAUAGAUUUUAAACGAUAAAUGUAUAAUGAAAGUUGAAAACUGGUUUCCUUGAUACGGCCGUGUACUUACUAUAAAUGGGAUGCAGCGACAAGUGAAACUGAUUUUAUUUAGCGACCUGACAAUCGAUCUUCUGCAACAGUUUAGUCUCUCGUGUCACUGUAUGGAAUCAGAAGGAGAAAACUCAGCAAUCUUUUGUUUUACAGAAAGUCAUGUGAGGCUUAAGGAAAGAAUCCAUCGAACAUGAAAAGUGUUAACAGGCAUUUGAUUUAUGACUCCAAUCUUGUUGUACCCGAACAAAAGUACACAACACCCCGCGCGAUCUUCAUCGAUGUGGUACGCUUGAAAUGUUCCUUGUAUCUUUGCGGUAUGAGCGUAUAUGUUUAAGAAUUGAUCUUUAAAGAUAAAUCGUUACCUGAAUAUUCUGUUUAUAGUCUGUUUUCUUUAUGUGCUCUUCUCGAUAACGGUAACUUGUUUUGUGAAACACCCGACGUAACGUGAAGGAAUUUGUUCAUUUGCUGAUAUGCAGUUGAAGUUAUGCUCAAUUUUGCGGUUUUCUUUACUUUCAUACGUUAUGCAGCUACUGUUUUAAUGAAAUCAUUUUAUGAUGAAGCGCUAUUAAAGACACAUUUUCAAACACUGCUACGUUUUUCAGCUGGUAUCGGCUAAGCGACAGUGUUCAUGCAAAGUGCUUAUCACGCUAACCGAACGCAUGACUUAUUCAUUAUGCCCAUUCAGCUGGCAUUUUUAGCAAAAAAAGGUGCCUUAUCCGAUGCUGUGUGAUUUGGUUACUGGUCUGGCGCUAUUUGCAGGCAUUUCUAAGUUUAUAAAGGGUGAACUGAGCCCGGGACAGAGAGAUCAGUAAGGCUUGUUUACAAAUUUUGUCUGCUGAUCGGAGACAAAGGUUUGCCAGUGUGGGUACACACGUAGGUAAAUGUUUGUUUCAAAGCAAAACAGGGUUGUAAAUUUUAUUCUCAUAGGCUGGAGCAUAUAUCUGAGGAAUAGCAGAGAAUAAAUAUAAAUCAUGGGGAUAUAUAAAAUCGAAUUAAAUGUCCGGAAGACUCCUGCGUCGCCAACGAUGAAUUUAAAUUAGGUAAAUUUCCUUGCGUGCCUCUACUUCGCUUCCGACUGGUUUAGAAACAAUCAGCUACUGUCACAACUCACACAUGCGCAGUAUCGUUGUACAGUCCCUUUAAACUCUUGCAAGGGUUUGUCUUAUAUGACAGGGUAUUUCCGAACUCUCUGAUAGCAGUUCUCCAUUAUCUGCAUGUACUUCAACAGUCUACAAUCGACAAGUUCAAUAGUUUUUGAGGCGCUCUGAUACGUUAUUUGUUAUGUCGUUAUAUCGAAGAUUAUUCACACUUGUUGGUACCAUAAUCAACCUCAAUAUUAAUUGAACAGAAACGUAUAUAAAUAUAAGUAAUAAGUUCAGUGAGAAAACAGAUGGACUUGGAUUGAAUUGAGCCAUGAUGUUAUGGCUGAUGUUAAGGCAAGGGAGCUGCCCAAAAGCAUUGACCAAUAGUUUGUAUAAUUUCUGGAAACCUUUGAAAUAAGGGAUAGGAUAUGUUGAUUGUAUUUCGAACGUAAGAUAGACUGAAAAUAAUAUCCGUACUUGCCAAACAACACGCUUCCGUGAUCUUUAUGAGCCUUAAACACAUUUAGUUCUAGUAGUAAAUUUUGACCACGCUAAGCCUUAAAUUUGACCGCAAGAAAUGGAACCUUGCGAUAACUUUUAUCCGGUAAAAAGAAAAAGCAUGCAUCUGAUGAUCUUUCAUUACUGUUUAACUUACAGGACUGUUAUUGUGGGAAAGCGUGUAACGUUUGCUCUGCAGAUGUGACUUUUAAGUGUCAGGUUAGUCUUGCCCACUAUUUUUCUUUUAAGGAAUACUGUACCAGUGAUUAAAAAAGUCCAGUGAUUAGUGUAUGCAACAGGACUACAUGCUGUCUAAUUUGGAAAUAACUGGAUGGAGAAAAUUCCAGCCAAAACUGAGCCAGGACGUCGGCCACUGCUGUCAAAGGGCUUUACACUGAUUGCCUGUUUUUAUUAGCGGAGCUCUACGCGCGCGCGAAGCACCAUUGCUAAGUAAAUCUACCCAUCCCAGAAAAUUUGGUAAUCAUGUGACCGUACACCGACCGACCGCCCGCCGUCCGUCCGCACCACAGGGAAACCAAUGUUUACUCUCACACUUUUAGCUAGUUUGGGAGCUCGAGAGAAAACUAAUUGCACAGGCUACACAUCAAUGUUGUGAUCAAUUGACAGCUAUCAAAACAGGGCAUCCGCUGACAAGUAUCACCUGACCGUACCGCGGGCUCAAGUGUCGACCCAUCGAGGUCGAGUAUUUUUUUAAAGUUAUCCGCUGACAAAUUACCAGUUUCAAAUGAUCGCAGGCUCAAGUUUAUUUUUUCCAAGGAUUCAUAUCAAAUAUGUUGUGGCGAGGAGUUCACCUUCGAAAACAGUAGACACCGCGCUGGAAGCCGGCUAAAACAUAAACUUAGGCUUUACGCUUAAAGACUCAGGAUUUUUAGAGACACUUUAAUACUUGUCUUCGUGAAUGAAAAUUGUUGUCUCUGUAAAUAUUUCACGGAAUUAUAUCUCUUUUUUUGAUUGUUAGUAGUCUCUCUUGCAAUUUUAAUCGCUUGUCCAUGCCGUUUGUUUUCAUCGUUCAUGACCAUCGCUUGCAGGAGUACUCAAAAAUGUCGCGCGUAUCAAACGCUUUAUAAGGUUACACAUCGUUAUAAAUGAAACCAUUAAAUAACAAAACAAAUAAUAAUAAAUUCGCUAUUAUGUUGAAGCGUAACUCUGUUAAAGUUCAUUCAAACACUCGACCACACUGACAGCUCGCACUAUAGAAACGAGAACCAGCUGGCCGUAUGGGUGAUUUUGGAAAUUUUCUGAAAUUUUUGAACGGUUUGGCUCGUCCUGAAUAUUGACUGAGUACAAUUUGUCUUGAAAAAUUGUGAAAUACCGCAUUCUGUCCGAGCUCUGUAUGAUAAAUAGUACUGUUUCACCUCAAAUGUGGUGUAUAAGAAUUAUAAAAAGUUGGUUUAAACACCCCCAGAUUUGUUGGCAAGAAUUUGUAAAGUAAACCUGUCGAACGCAAAAAAAUUUGGCGUGAUUUGUUUUCCAAGAAUUUGUUUUCGAGGCCUAAUCUACUGUGAUCUUGAAUGUGAUCGAAGAUGUUUGCUAUUUUUUGGGUGUACAUAUAAGGUUAUCAAUUCGAUGUAAGAUGUUUCACUCUAAAAUAACUUAGCCUUUCCCUCAAAAGUCACAUGAAUGUGCCCUUAAGUUAAAUGAUUUGUGGAUUAAAAGUUUAUUGUUUGAUUUAAAUUAUAAAUUUAUUAAAAUUGGAGCUUCGCUUUUAGCCCUGGCUAAAUCUAUAUAUUAUUACCUAUUGUAUUUUAUCGGAUUUGAUCUGCUCAGACAAACUGUCUAAACUUUCCUAAAGUUAAAUUGGACAGUUUUAUUUCUAAAAAUUAAAAUAGAAUAGCUAAGCUUAUGAUAUUGGAUCAACUGACUUGCUAAUAAUUACUACUUCAGUGCCCUUGUAAAUGUCAAAUGUCAUACGACGAAUGUGAGGAUUCCGUAACAAAGCUGUGGACCUCGAUACCCUGUCCUUGUGAGUACGCAAUGAAAAAUUAAAAAAAUGUUUUGCCCUCCAUCAUUACUUUUUGAAUCAACAGACGGAUUUAAUGAACAAAUUUUGUAACUUUACUAGUGCCAGUACCCCCGCUGUUUGGAACAGAGGCCGAAGAGGCAGUUUUCAAGAAUGCACUCGCCGCCGUACCAAGAUGUGCUCGCGAAUGUCUGACAAUGUAGGUAUAUCAAUGUAAAUGUGAGGCAUUUUUCCGUGCAUCACUAGAGCGUCUAUUACAGUUUGUAAGCAAGACAUCCAAAUAGGCGUAAGAUUAUUCAGGAAAAAUUUAACGGCCCUCUUUCAAUUAAAUGAAAUUGAUUCUAACUGUAUUUUUAAAAAUUAAUCAAAGCUAGUUAAUUCGGUUUAAUUAAUUUUUCUUGUCGUACGGUGGUCAAUCAUAAAAUAUUUCUUCAAAGUCAUAAUUAAGAGACAGUAUAUUCUUUGAUUAUGUGCCUAUAUUGUAUAUUUAUAUAUUGCAUAUUUUCUUAUUUUGUAAGUGAAAUGUUUUUGUUCUUGAAUUUCUUUUUCGAGACUUCUAGCUUCCACAUUCCUGCGAAGGGUCCAAAAAUUGAAUGCCUGGUUUCAUCGUAUAAAACAACAUUCAGUUUUUUCUUUUCUUCCUUUAGCUUGGACAUGGAUAAAUGUGAAAAAACUUUAGGUUGUCACUGGUGCAAUUUAAAUGCAAAGAAAUCAUGCAACUCAGAAUGUAGAACAGGCGAAAGGUAAACCAUAGUUAAACAUGAUAUGUAUAUACGUUUACCCAGUAAUAAUGCAUUAUUUGAUGCUUGGCUGUUUUACCUUAUACCUCUCCACAGUCAAUAUAGAUCCGUUGCCUAUUUUAUUCCGCCUCAAAAUUGUUUGCGACCAAUUUUCAUUUAAAAUUGACUAAAGCGAAAGUAAUUGAACAGUGUUUAUAAGUAUCACAGAAGACUGAGGAUACUUCUUCAAAGAAUUAGCUGUAACCCUCCACACGGGGCGAAUCUAAUGAAUAAAAAAUUAUGUUAAUGUAUGUCUCCUAGUACCUGUAGUUUCAUUAACACGCUAGAGCUAAUUGUUUGCUCAGUUUAUCAAGCAUUUAAAAAGUGCGUUGGAUUUGACACAUUCUUGAUUAAUGCCAAAGUCAAUUCAUUUGAGUCGACAGAAGUAGGUAUUUGAUUUAAUGAAUGAAAAGUUCGACGUUUGAAACGGGCCAGACCUCCUAAAUUUUAGUAUUCGUUCUUGGUUUAUAACCAUUGUGACUGUUAGAGUUAAGACAACCGAAAUAGAGAGAGGUUCAUGAAAUACUGGUAAGUUGCUAUUAACACACAGACUUUUCUUUUAUUUCAUUUUCAGUUUGUCGAUUGCUGUCCUGUUUCCUUGCAACAAUUUUCAAAAUUUGUCAGCUGUUCAAAAUGUGGCUGUCAAGUUCCUUUUGAAACGAAAUUUACUGAAUCUCGUUUCUAGUAUGACCUCGCUAAGCUUGGAAGUUUUAGAACUACAAAAGGUAAUGUAGCCGCAGGGGACCGCAGAAGUGAUAUUAUUCUAGCAGUAGCACUGACCAUCAACAAAAGCACAAUUAGGUAUAUUUAUUGCCACAUUAGUCUCAAUCGUAGAAUAGAAAAAUUAAACGAGACUUACCUGUAAGUUGAAGUUUGAUUGAAAUUCUGUUACGUGACGUGAGGAGGGGGAAGAUCACAUGAGAUAGCACAGCGCACGUGCCAAGUCAUUCUUCAAAAUGUGUGGGUUUGAAAGGGACAUAGAGUACCAAAUAAAGCCCAAAUUUACUCAAAGGUAUUUGGCGCUCAUUAAGAGCAACACAGAAGUAAUGUUCCAUGGGAGGGAACAAAAGGGUUCGGGCAUGUGAUCUCCUCCCUCCGCACGUCACGUGAUAGAAUCUCAAUCACAUGUCAAAUUUCGUCUCGUGCAAUUUUCCUGUCCUAUCACGUGACUACAGGAGACAGGUGAUCCCAUGAGACUUUAAAGCCUUGAACACCCACAACAGGCAACAGUGUAUUCAUAAAAGUUUCACUUUAUCACAAUAAUACAUAUAAAUCAUGAAAUAACAAAGAGUUGUUCAAUAACGAUAGCAAUACGAUAUCCUGGCCCGUGGUACAGCACAAAUAUUUGCAUAAAAAGAAACCUAUUCUCGUAUAAACAUAAACCUUACUUACUAACCUAAAAGACUUCCUUAUUUUGAUACAAUUCUUUCAACAGCUGUUUCAACAGUUGGCUGGCGCUCAGCUGAAACCUUUCACAAGUUUUAUGAUAAACCAAUCUGGGAGGAAACCACAAUGGCCUCGCGGCUAUACUGUCCACCUAUUUUCUGUACAGAACAAAACUUCUGAAAGGUUGCAGCUGAGCGCCAGCCAACUGUUGUGAGAAUUGUAUCUAAACGUUCAUCUUUCUCUUUGGCCUUGAAGGCUGAAACCACUCUAGCGCUAUGUGCAGAAAUUUUUGUUGAAUCAUUUCCAGAUCUUUGAAGUACAGAUCUGGUUUCCAGGAGCAGUAUGUGUCAAAUUUAUUAUUGAUCCUUGUUGCAAUCAGUUCUAUGUUAAGCCCAGGAUAUUCUGAUAAAAUUUCUUUUAAAGCCCAAUCAUAUUUGUCAGAAAAGUUGCGUGAUUGCUAAUCUGCACCUACAUUUGACUUCCCAGGAGUGUGAACUGCUGUAAGCCAGUUGUCACGUUUGAUAGCCCAUUCCAAAACUUCUUGCGCUUAACUAUCCGCUUCGAUGCAUUUGUCGCCCCUCAUGUUGUCAAUAUAGACCACAGUGGUAGCGUUAUCUAACUGUAACUGAAUAUGCGCCUUUUUGACAUGAGCCCCAAAUGACUGGAGGGCAAAUAAUGCUCCGCUUGUAACUCUAGCAGGUUUGUGUCGAGAUGAUUCACAGGGGGUCCACCUUCUCCAACUUCUCCAUCCUCCAAUUUCUGACCCUUCAAACACUGUCACCCACCCCUUUUUGGAUGCAUCUGAUUGGAUAAUCAUAUGGGGUGUAGAUUGCAGUUUGGUUGUUUUGACAUAAGGUAUAUUUGCAAUCCACCAGUUAUUCUUUAAAAGAUGGAGGAUGAUAAUAUCCUAGGUACUUGGAAUAUCACUGGCACUAAGGGCCUUGGUUUGUCAUACUCCAGUGGUCUGUGGUGUAGUAGGCCAAAUUGAGCUCCCUGAAGAUUUGAUAUUAUAAUGCCAAUUAGCCUGGCCACCUCUAAAAUUUCAGUUCUUCCUUUAGAAAGGAUCUGCCGACAGGCCUGAACUGUCUUUUCUACCAUUUGGGGAGUGGAAUAUUCUGUCAUUUCUACCGAGCUCAAAACGAAUCCCGGAAAAGUCAAAAUCUGGUUAGGAAUGGACACAGAUUUUAAGGGAUGGAGAUAAAACCACAAUUUAGUAAAUAAACAUGCGGUGUUCACGACAUUGCGUCUGCAUUCUUCACUCGUGUCUCCUUGCAAAUUGGAGUCAGCAAUAUAAACUAGGCUCAGAUGGCCCUGAUUAUGUGGACUUGAAUAAACAGGCUUUAGUAACUACGUAAAAAUGCGAGGCGCACUGCAAAGACCAUUAGGUAAGCAAGUUUAUUGGUAGAGGGUGCCAUUAGACACCAUUGACAUUUCAAGUAUUUCUGGUGCUCAGUGUGUAUUGGUACUGUGUAAAAGGCACCCUUUAGGUCCACAGAUGCCAUUUAGCACCCUUGUUUCAUCAUCCUUAUUACGAUCUCUGACGUGUCCAUUUUGAAAUGAUGGUGCGCUACAAACUCAUUUCAUUGUUUUAAAUUAGGGAUCAUUCGAAAAGAUCAAUCACUCUAGACCUUAAAAAAAAUAAAUUCACCUGGUUCAGUACCAGAUUCCUUGAUAACCUCCUUUUCAAGAAGGGCUUGAAUUUCAAGUUCAAGUAUAUGAUGUUGCUGGGCUUUGAAUACACCUGGCCGGGAAGUUCCCUGGCUAGGGGAAAUCCCUCCCAUAAAUGAAAAUUGACCCCACGCACGUAUUGUGGUAUAUUUCGGUCAGACAUAAUAUCACACCACGCGGGUUGAAACUCUUUCAGCUUUCCCUCUUGAAAGGUAGUAAGAGUGUACAUAAAUUUACCAACAUUAUAUUAACAUACCUCUGAAGUUACUGUUUGGCUGCCCUAUCCUUUUUGAGCCGAAAAAUCACUAAAAAUUGUUCCAAAAAAAUCGACAGAAAAUCACGUCCAGUGCAUAUUUUAUGGGCUAAAACGGCUGUUUUGAUUCCCAAAGUACCUUCGACCACUAACAUUAUUUUAGUGGUUGCUGUGGUAAGAGCUGGUCUGGCACUUUCUUGCAGGUAGGCCUUUUGGCGUCAGUGAUGUCUUUUGUCAGUUUGGACUGGUCGCCGAAAAGAACUUCCGAGGACGGAAGACACGUGUUCUUGCGGCGCGAAAAUGCACGAAUGUAUGUUGCUUUAACUGCGUUAAAGCUCCAUUGGGAAUCCUUAACGUUUAUAUUUAGGUGAAGUACGUUGACUUGUCAAGUGAAUGCGAAGCUUCCUAUGUAAGUCUCUUGUGAUUCCCUGGCUAUUUCGCAAAGUUUCCGUGUGACACUUACGAAGACAACCUAGCUUUCCAGCGCAAACUGUGUAAUGAUCUGGCGUGUUCGCUGUGCUAUCUCAAGGUUUCUCCUUUCCCCUGUAGUCACGUGAUAGAAUCUGAAUUUAGAGCUUGUGUUUGUGUCGCAUUUUUAUUGAAUUGAGUUUAUUGCGCUGGUAAGUCCAUCGUAACUUGUUUUACAAAGUGUGAUCUUUAAAAUAGACGAGAAAAAAUAACAACAAAUAUGGCACUCUUCCAUUUAUACAUUUACUCCCUCCCCCAAUUUCUCAUUCAUAAGCUCGAUAACCUAUUUGAGCCAGUAAAAGUUGUGAUUACUACACGUACUAUACGGCAAUCUCUUCGAGUGAGGUUGCUGCUGAUCAUCCUUACUUUCUUGCUUCCUAAGUUUGCCUUGUAAGGAAUAAAACGUCAUUCUGUUAUACAAUAGGAUGGAAUACUACUCAAGUUGUUUGCAACCAGCGUAAGUAGUGAUCUCAAAGGAAUGCAACAAAAUAUUCAAUGGUUGGCAAGGCAAGGUAAAAUAAGGCUUGGAUCUGAUUCGGAUCUACCUCAAGUUUACGUUGCUAAGAGUCCAAAGGACUUCACGGAGUGAGUAGUAGUUCUCUCUUGUUGAUCUACAUUACAAACUAUUCAGGGGCCAUUUGAAACAAUAGCUUUGAUGGUUGCUGCAUAGGUUCAAGUAAAAGCUAGACUUAAUUAAUAAAUUGUAAUCAGAAUCAGCUUCAGCCUGAAAAUUUUUCACACUUAACUUUCGACCUUUUUACAAGUGUCGCUUAUAUUUUUCAUUCUCAUACACUGCGUGCAUGAUCAAUCAUGAUCAAUAUGACGCCUACUUGAACAGAAAUAUAAAUUAUAAACUGAAGGCAGUCAUGUUUACUAUCGUGGCUUUAUUGCUUGUGUUUAGUACAUCUGACCUCCCUAAUAAACCCCAUUUUUUUCAACCUUUGACGAGAACGAGUUAGCUAGACGUUUGUUUGGUGACCCCACAAUACAGACGUCAGUAUAAUGUCUCGUCUUUGCGUGGAGCAUUGUCUUCUAUCUAUUCAGACUCCACUCGAGCAACAGUCUCGAUGAAUAUUCCCUAUCUGGUUCUUAUCAAACUACAAAAAUCCUCGGAAGGGUCUAUUGCACACAGUUACAACAACAAACAUAAUUUCAAUACUUUUCCGUUAUCCCUAGUUCUUCGGCAAUUGUCUUCCUCUACCUUUUUUCUAAAGGGGAAAAAGUCUGAGAGCAAGAUCACAAAUCCGCCCUAGUAUAACUAUUAUAUAGCAUCCAGAUUUACUGAACAGAGUAAUUAAACACGAAAUCUACCGUAAUUGGCUAGUGCCUAUAUGGCUGUAGAAAUGUUAUAAGUAAUUUAUAUAUUCGUUAUGACCCCGUGUAACGUCGAGGUGGUAAUUUAUUUUACUCAACAUAACUUGUUACAAUGAGUGCCUGUUCGUUUCCGCCCCCUAAAACUGGCUUUUAUCUCUUUAAUUGCGUCCUUUUGAGUCUUAAUCAAGCCAGUGUACUUUAUUACGUGACUUCCGUUUAAUUUCUAUCUUGUUAGUUUGAUCAUUUGCUUAACACUGGACGUUGAUAUUCCGGCGGAAUCCCUUGUUAUGAGUUACAACAUUGAGUCUGAACUGCAAUAUACUCUGAACGUGUUGCUGGGAAAAUCACUGGUAACACGAAUCCGUCGAGUACAUUUUAACAAGGUAAGAUAAAUCAGAUAUUUGUUUCUUUUUUGUUUAUUUCUUAAAUAAUUUGAAAAGAAACCAAUUUGUAACUCUUUUUUAAUCAGGUAACAGAAACGAGUUCAGUAAAUAUAUUGAUAAAAAAUAAUCUGUUUUGGCAUUUCCCGCUUGCUAAAGUUUUGUAUUUUGUAAUGUCAUUUGGUUGCCGCCUUUGUUACAAACGUGAAGGGUGAUUUUUCACAAUAGUGGCAUCCAGUGAUAUCAUGCUAAUUUAAAAUAUUUGCGUUCAGGAAAAAAUAGAAGAAGAAAGUAAAAGUAACCUUACUGUUCGCCUGAGAUGAGUAACAGAGGCUAAUAAACGGUCUUUUUCCGGUUUUAGACAUCAGUUACGUUCUCUUUGAGUAACGAGGGUUACACACACUUGUAUCCAAUGGAGGCAUUUAAAGAAAGACUCAAAAGAGCUGUUAGAUUGGGCGAGCUAUCGCUCCACAUUCCCCUUGCCGAGGGGAAAACUACAAAAAAGAACCUGACUGUCAUUAACAUCUCCGCACGUGGAACGUUCGAUUUUCUUUGUUAUCCAUGCACACUAGCUACAACAAAAGAGGCAUUUCAAACUUCCUCGCAGACAACAACGCAUGGUGGUAGUGAUGGUACAAUGGGGGCAAUAACAGGUGAGGUGUAGUCGAGUCUGCCUAAUAUGUGUGAUGUCUGUGUAUCCUAUAAAACCAAAAUAGGAUAACAGUUGGCACUACGGACCCGAGAAGAAACAAACAGGAUAAUCUCUCUUGUACAAACAGCUGAGACCUUUCAUAGAGCGUUUUUACACGACGUCACUACGGCCAUAUUGGUGUUAUAAACAACUCCUGUAAAAAUUGAACUCGUUUUUUUAUGUAAAGGUCUUCUCUUUUUUGUUCCAAUAAAUUUGAAUAGAUGCUGACCACGUGACUACAAACGCUCCGUUCGGCUCAAAACAUUGGCCAACAUCUUAACUAUCAAUUUACAUUUUAUCCUGUAAGGAAAUUUUACCUGUAAUUUAGCAACACCUUACACCAGAAAAAAAUGGGUAGUUUGACCAGUUGAAGUAUCGCGUAAAACUUUUACCCAUAUAUGUAUACGUUCCUUUUUCGUUUCGUUCUUGUAAUGUUUAAUCUUCGUUGACAAUGAUUAAUGGAGUCGCAGAAACAACCAACUUAAUUUGUCGUCUAUUUAUCCUUUAGCGAAAACUACUUUCAACACCCCGUCAGAGAAGGACAGGGAAUUAAAGCCAGGCCUUACCCCAGUGGAGAUAGGAGUGAUUGUCAUAAUCUCUAUACUUGCUUCUUCCUUGCCUUGCAUUCUGUGUCUGCUGCUUACAAGAAAAAGACAAAAGAAAGAACGCGUUACUCCUCAGCAAGAUCUUGACGAAGAUUUGUCAUCUGAAAUAUCUCAGCUAUCAGAAAUUGACGCUGAUUGCAACAUUAUUGUCAAUCGCGCGUACUUACUGCAAGAAGAGUCCAGAGCAUAUUGUCCACCGAAGAAGGCCUGGGUCAGAGCGAAGGAACUUGCAAUAUCUAAUCAUGUCCCAGAAGGAGCAUGGUUUUAA